Messenger RNA from Xyrauchen texanus (razorback sucker), 6061 nucleotides. Its product is annotated as piggyBac transposable element-derived protein 4-like. The record is from RefSeq and is a predicted model, not a curated record. Lineage: Eukaryota; Metazoa; Chordata; Actinopteri; Cypriniformes; Catostomidae. The transcript has 3 exons. The coding region runs from base 1993 to 2814 and encodes 273 amino acids.
UAGCUCACACACAUUUACACCAGGCAUGUGCUGUGGGCUUUGAGACUGGGCAAGCAUCAAAGAUAUUUAAUACACAUUAUUAAACGCUGUGCCCAAAACACAUAAAUUACGGUUGAAUGUAAUGUCCCGGAAAUGUUAUUGCCAUAAAUCAUUGCCUUAGAACCCACCAGUCAAUGGAAACAAUUGUGUCACAGUGGCAAACUUCAUGACCAAGUUGUUUUAAAUUAAGGACAGUAAUAUUGCUCAUAUCACACAAAUGAAAGAUUAUAAUAUAUUGAGCCGAGCAUGUUUAUAUACAUUAAAUCAUACAAUGAACCACAGUGCCAGAAGAGUUUGUUUGACAUAGGGCCAACAACAAAAUGAAAAAGAAAAGAUUGCCAGUUACUAGUUUCAACAUCACAGGCCUCACACAUCCCACAGUUCAGAAUCACUGGAAUGGACAGCGGCAAUUAACUAAUCUGACCACCAAAGAAAACAAUCUUUGAAAAAGAAAACAUAGACAAGACAGUCUAAAUACCAUCUUAUUUUUUAAAACAGACACUGCGCCCUAACGUUAGAACUGUAAAACAGACAUAACACAAUAAGAACAUGAUCAAUAAUUCAUAGCCUAAGACUAACUAGAAACAAUGACCUAGUAUCAAUAACACUGAUUUUUAAUAAAUACAUUAACUUACCUUUACUCGAAGACAAAAGUCAUGUGUCUUUCCUUGCUGAACAUCUCCGUCACUUUGUAGUAAAAGUCGCCCGCUUGUUUAACCGUUUGAUGCACAACAUGGGUCUAAAAAGACCAGACUGAGUUUUCAUUUUCUAUAUCUUUGCAAGAAAUUUAUUUCAUCAUUCAGUAUACCAGGUAUUCCUCAAUUAACUUGUUUUAGAUCAUUAAAAAUCCUAAUUGAAAUUUUUCAUUUCUUACUUUUCGAAUAAAAAUCGUUUUUGUAUCGCAACCCUUCUAAUGCGCAACAUGGGUCUAAAAAGACCCGUAUUCAUUUCCUAUGUUAUUUCAUGCAUGGCUGAGUGUUUCUUUGCUGAAUCUUUAAAAUAUAUGUAUUUUAUCAUUUCUUAUUCCAGGUAUUCAUUAAAUAUCUUGUUUUUGAUUUCCACAAAUCAUUCUGUUUAUGUUUAAUUUCUUACUUUAUAAACAAACACAGUUUUUGUAUUUCUACAAUGUUUUUACAUGCAUGGGUCUAAAAAGACCUGUAUUCAUUUCCUAUGUUAUUUCAGUGAUGGCUGAGUGUUUCUUUGGUGGAUCUUAAAAGAUAUGUUUUUUUUUUCUUUCUUUUUUCUUAUUCCAGGUAUUCAUUAUAUAUUUUGUUUUUGAUUUCCACAAAUCAUUAUGUUAAUGUUUCCUUUCUUACUUUAUAAACAAACACAGUUUAUUUUUUAUUUCUACAUCAAUUUUUUCAAAAAUGACCCAUAUGGAAACCUUUGAUAUUUGCACAUUGUUGCAAGUAGGAACAUUUACGCAGAAUACUAUUCACCUGCCACACAUUUCACAACACAACACGGCUGCUUUUGUAUAUUUGAUGCAAGUCUUAUUUUAUUUUAACCACAGAAAAUAUUUUAUAUUUUGUAAAAGAUGGACAUAAUUAUUGAAUAUUAGGCUAAUGUUACCUUGACCUGUAAUCCUAGAGAGAAAUUACUUGUGAGAAGGAGAAACAUGUCCAAUACUACUAUUAGCUAUAGCUAGCUGGUGACAUAUUCUAGCUAGCUAAUGUUAGCUACACUAAAAAAGAUUGUAUUUUAAAGCUUAUUUACAUGUAGAAGGCCUAACAUUUCAUAAUCCUUCAUAUGCUGAAAUGAUUCAAUGUUUUAAGAGUUUAGGGUUCUUUUUUCCCGCCUUUUUGAUUUUCGAACUGUAACUGUCAACGCCACCUCAUUACUGGAGCUCAGCAGUCAUCCAAUUACACAGAUUGUCAAGACACCCUCAACAGGGGGAAAUAAGAGCUGGAUGUGGCCUUGCGGGAGCUGUUUCUGGAUCCACUGCAAAAUCCAAUGUACAAAGCAACCAUGGGGCUCAGGAGAUAUGAGGAUAUCCGCAGGUUCAUACGAUUUGAUGACAAGAGGACCAGGGCAUUACGACUGGAAACAGAUCACAUGGCGGCAUUCAGGUAUGUCUGGGACUGUUUCCUGGCUAGUUGCAGAAGACGGUUCAUCCCCAGUGACUGUGUCACCAUAGAUGAGCAGCUUGUGCCAUUCCGGGGCAGGUGCAAGUUCUUGCAAUACAUGCCCAGUAAGCCUGCAAAGUAUGGAUUAAAAAUAUUCUGGAUGUGUGAUGCAAGGGUGCCUUAUGCGAUAGAUGGAAUGGUCUACACAGGGAGACAGCCAGGAGAGGAGGUUCAGCAGAACCUUGGAGAGAAUAUCGUCCAACAGUUGUGUAGCAGAAUCAGACAGACAGGUCGCAACAUCACAAUGGACAACUUCUUUACCAGUGUCCCUUUGGCUGAGAAGCUUCUUGAGAAGAACCUGACCAUUGUGGGAACUCUUCGCCAGAACAAGCAGGACAUACCGCCUGUCAUGAAGCCAUCCAAAUUGAGGGAGAAGUAUAGCUCAGAAUUUGGAUUCAAUGGCAACAUGACCAUGGUAAGCUAUGUACCAAAGAAGGGAAAGGCUGUUGUCCUCCUGAGCACCAUGCAUGAUGACAAAGCAGUGGAUGACAACAGUGUUUCUUUCAAGAAGAAACCAGAAAUGAUCAAGUACUAUAACAAAACCAAAGGAGGAGUGGACACAAUGGAUCAGAUGGUUCGCACCUACUCAUGUAAGCAGAUGCCUACACCAUCUUCACUGCACAUCACCCUGAUUACAUGGGUGGUGUGACCAAUGCAACACGGCUAUUCCUCAAGGAGCUCGUCAAAGAGCUUGUCAUGCCUUAUAUGAAGAGACGCUUGGAGGGCAUGCCUCUCCUUCAAAGCCAUAUCAUAGAGGCAAUGGGAGGAUGUGGGAUAGAAAAACAAAACACUCGGCCACAGGAGGACAUCAGACAGGAGGGCCAAUCGAAGAGGAAGAGAUGCAGAAUAUGCCCAGCUGCCAAAGACAGAAAAGUCAGCAGCUGGUGUUCCCAGUGCACCAGGCCUGUGUGCAAGGAGCACAAACGUGUAGUUGUCAUUUGUGAGGCAUGUAAGCACUAAGAUGGCAAUUUGAGAUGCCGCUGUACCAGUGUGAUUUUAUUUUGUUUGUUGUAUUUUCUUUUAUUUGAUCACAUUCACCACAAUUCAAUACAGUUACACAGUUCAAUUUCAGUGUUAUCAGUUAUGUCUAAAUAACUGCUAAAAUGAUUAAUUUGACAAAAUGUUGUCUUUAUUCUUUUGUUUUAUCAUGCUUGAUAAGUAAAUUUGAUAUAGUAACACAAAACCUAGAAAAAAUGUAAAUAAUAAUUUUUGGUAAUUGAAAACAAGAAAUGUUUAAUAUUUAUAAAUCAUGGAAUUUAUAGAUCAUGGAAUAUUAAAUGCUUAAAUAAAUUGAUCUCAAAAGAUAAAUAAAUAAAUAAAAGUCCAGCCAUGCAUGAAAUAACAUAGGAAAUGAAUACGGGUCUUUUUAGACCCAUGUUGUGCAUUAGAAGUGGUUUCGAUAGCUUCUCGUUCUCGAUUCCAUUGAAGUCAAGUUUGCAAGAUCCGUGUCGGUCGUCGAUGCUUAAUACUAUAUACAUUUUAGUGCGCGCAUUCGUUAUGUGAACUUGAAAGUGUUGAUGCGAAACUAAACUCUAGCCUAUCAGAUAGCGUGACUGAAGGAAUGAGCUUCUGAUUGGCUUACUCAUUUUAGUAAACGUGCUUCCCUUCGCAAUUUGUAAUAGCGUACGUGAACGUAUAGUGUUGAAUGAACGAGUUAGUGAACAAUGCUUUGAAUCAGAGAAAGCAUAAAAUAAAGUGCUUAUACCUGAGGGUGGCGCCAAAUCGAAUAAAUGAAUAACUGUCUGUGCUGCUCAACUGAGAAGAAAGAUGACGAACUCGAGCAAAAACUGUCGUUUACAUAAAAAAUAUAUAUUUAAAUAGUGUCAUUUUUGUUUUCACCCUUCUGUUAGGUAAGCACUGCUUACCGCUUGUAUGCGCGGCACGUCCUUGUUUCUCACACACACACACACACACACACACACGAGAGAAGCAAAACUGCAUACGUGUUUUAGACACGUUUUCACACAAUACAUCUUAAGUUAGUUUUAUUUAACGUCUUUAGGAAAUUGUUUUGUGGGUUUUUUAGUACAAGUCUUGCGUUUGUAUUUUUUCAUGCUUAAAACAAGAAAAUACAAUUUGCCAUUGAAGUAAGAACGUUUAUUUUUUCCAAAUUCAAGAUAUAUUCUCUGGAAAUAAGUCUUAUUAUGUUAUGCAUUUUGCAUCUCAAAUAAAUUAAUCUGGUUUGUUUUGAUAUUUUUACUGGAAAAUAAGAAAAAUACUGAUUAAGAAAAUAUAUAUUUACUGUUGGAAGUCAGAAGUUUACAUACACUUAUGUUGAAGUCAUUAAAUAAAAAAUUUUAAUUUAAUAUUAGCAAACUAUAGUCUUGGCAAGUCGUUUAGGACAUCUACUUUAUGCAUGACAUUAGUAAUUUUUCCAACAAUUGUUUACAGACAGAUUGUUUCACUUUUAAUUAACUAUCACAAUUCCAGUGGGUCAGAAGUUAACUGGCUAUAAGCAGCUUGGAAAAUUCCAGAAAAUGAUGUCAAGCCUUUAAGUAAUUAGCCAAUUAGCUUCUGAUAGGCUAAUUGAAGUCAAUUAGAGGUGUACCUGAGGAUGUAUUUUAAGGCCUACCUUCAAACUCAGUGCCUCUUUGCUUGACAUCAUGGGAAAAUCAAAAGAAAUCAGCCAAGACCUCAGAAAAAUUGUGGACCUCCACAAUUUUGGUUCAUCCUUGGGAGCGAUUUCCAAAUGCCUAAUGGUCCCACGUUCAUCUGUACAAACAAUAGUACACGAGUAUAAACACUAUGGGACUACGCAUCCAUCAUAUCGCUCAGGAAGGAGACGCAUUCUGUCUCCUAGAGAUGAACGUAGUUUGGUGCAAAAAGUGCAAAUCAAUCCCAGAACAACAGCAAAGGACCUUGUGAAGAUGCUGAGGAAACAGGUAGACAAGUAUCUAUAUCCACAGUAAAACAAGUCCUAUAUCGACAUAACCUGAAAGGCUGCUCAGCAAGGAAGAAGCCACUGCUCCAAAACUGCCAUAAAAUAGCCAGACUACAGUUUGCAAGUGCACAUGGGACAAAGAUCUUCCUUUUUGGAGAAAUUUCCUCAGGUCUGAUGAAACAAAAAUUGAACCGAUUGGCCAUAAUGACCAUCCUUAUGUUUGGAGGAAAAAGGGUGAGGCUUGCAAGCCGAAGAACACCAUCCCAACCAUGAAGCAUGUGGGUGGAAGCAUCAUGUUGUGGGGGUGCUUGGUUGCAGGAGUGAAUGGUGCACUUCACAAAAUAGAUGGCAUCAUGAGGAAGGAAAAAUAUAUGGAAAUAUUGAAGCAACAUCUCAAGACAUCAGCCAGGAAGUUAAAGGCUGGUUGCAAAUGGGUCUUCCAAAUGGACAAUGGCAUGCCUCCAAAGUUUUAGCAAAAUGGCUUAAGGACAUCAAAGUCAAGGUAUUGGAGUGGACAUCACAAAGCCCUGACCUAAAUCGGAUAGAACAUUUGUGGGCAGAACUGAAAUAGCAUGUGUAAGCAAGGAGGCCUUCAAACCUGAUUCAGAUCACACCAGUUCUGUCUGGAGGUAUGGGCCAAAAUUCCAGCAGCUUAUUGUGAGAAGCUUGUGGAAGGCUACUACCAAAAGUGUUUGAACCAAGUUAAACAAUUUAAAGGCAAUGCUACCAAAUACUAACAAAGUGCAUGUACAUUUCUGACCCAUUGGGAAUGUAAUGAAAGAAAUGAUAUCUGAAAUAAAUCAUUCUCUCUACUAUUAUCCUGACAUUUCACAUUCUUAAAAUAAAGUAGUGAUCCUAAAUGACCAAAGACUGGGAAGGUUUUCUACGAUUAAAUGUCAGGAAUUGUGAAAAACUGAGUUUAAAUGUAUUUGGCUAAGGUGUACAGUAUGUAAGCUUCUGACUUUAACUGUCUUUUUUUAUUUUUUGACCAAAUGAUGGAUGUUAUCACCUUGUU